Molecule: messenger RNA, 10643 nt
Organism: Corythoichthys intestinalis (scribbled pipefish)
Lineage: Eukaryota; Metazoa; Chordata; Actinopteri; Syngnathiformes; Syngnathidae
Gene: dlgap4b
Product: discs, large (Drosophila) homolog-associated protein 4b
Exons: 15
Coding region: 1296-4850 (1184 amino acids)
Biological process (GO): signaling
Cellular component (GO): glutamatergic synapse; postsynaptic specialization
Molecular function (GO): molecular adaptor activity
Source: RefSeq, a predicted model, not a curated record
AACACAGAUGGUCAACGGGAUAACCGAGAACAUGUUCCAAUCCGCGGUAAAUUCUGUUUUAAAUUACCAAAAACACAUUGACACGAGUCAUUGACAAUAGUCUGUCUCGCGCUAGCCAUGUUGAAUAAACUCUCUUCGUAUGUUUACUUCCGCGCGCAAGUCCCUCGUGCUUCCGUCGUCAGUUAAUAACGUCACGUCUGCCCGUCGCUGAUUGGUCCACUCCGCUGUCUGUUUGCUGUGGCUUGCUCCGCCCUGGAAAUUGUAUCCGUGGGAAUGGUGGCAAACUUUAUGCAGAAAUGUGAGAAAUUCCAAAAGGUUCAGAUCCUAUAUAGCCUGGGGGGUGGGGCGCAAAAUGUUUGCGUCUUCCUAAGAGGGCAUAACAGACAGUAAUUAAGAAGCACUGACCUAUAGCAAGGUUAACAACCACUGCUUUAAAGUUAAAGCUAAGAAACCAGCAAACAGCAUAAGCAGAAAAAACAAUAAAUAAAAACAGAACUAUAAUUUAAAAGCCAGUUUAAGAUUGCCGUCUCCAUGGCGAUACUCACAGUUGUCUUUGUCAAGGUCACCUUCAAAAGAGUGCAAUAGGUCAUCUUCAAAAAUGUCACCAGAGAAAAUUACAACACUGGUUACAUUUAAAGGGAGAGGGUAUGUUUGCCACUAAGGAAAAAUGAUGCCAAACGAGAUGAAAGCGGAGCAUAGAAAGCAGAAGAAGGGCAGCGAGGCACAGGGGAGGGCCGUAUAAUAAACAGUGUUGGCUGCUAUUCGGAUAAAGACGAGCUCAGUACAUGUGAAGCUUACAUACUGCAUCAUUUCACUUCCGUCUGCCAAGCAAACUACAUCCAUCCAUCUCACUUAGUUCAAACUCUUCCUGGCAGCGGUCCCGUUUGGCCGCCACCCCCCUGGACCUCACGGAGUGAUCUGGCGGCCGUUUUCAUCGGGCUACAAUCAAUAUUUUAGCACUCUUACUCCUGUGGGGUACAGGGGCCGCUCUGGGGGAGGGGCUGAUGAAGAGGAGGAGGAAAGAAAGCCACGCACAAACACUCACAAGGGAGAAAAGGAUAGUUAUUGCCUGUGAGUCGCUGAAAUUCAGAAAUGGAGGAAAUGUUCAAACAGAAAAUGGGACAAGAGGAAGCAUCAGAAGGGAUUUUCUCUGUGUGCCAACUCUUCUCUGACCCAGGGAGCAAAGUAAUAAGGAAACCUCCACACGUUCAUAUCGAGGCUUCAUAUCAAUGAACUGCCAAUGAGGCAAUCUAUAGGUCUGGGGGUCUACUAGAGGGUUAGGCCUCCUCGCCAUCAUGAAAGGGCUGGGGACCAGCCAUAGCAGACACCUGUCUGACUCCUGUGACCCUUCCUCUGGCCACUUAGAGGCCCUCUACCCUCAGAAGACCAGCACCAUGCCACGCAGUCCUUACCUGUUGAGCCCUAGAAUGGACCAGUAUGGCACAAUGGACCCCCAUCUUUACCCAUCAGCCAACCCAGGCUCUCUUCCACCAGAAUGUCUGCUGCCUCUCAACAACCAGCUGUCAAACAGCAGCACCUUCCCCAGGAUUCACUACAACUCCUACGAUCCAUCGGACUUCUCCCCGCCUGUGGAGGGCAUCGGUGGAAUAAGAACUGGGACAUUAGGCGCAUCUAUGUCGAUGGGCAUGGGAUCAGGUAUGGGCAUGGCUGAGCUUAGUGGACGAACAUCUAUGAUUACAAGCGGUUCGGCGACUAUAUCACAUCACAUGAGCAAGAGCCAAACGCCUCACAGUCUUCUGGAGUUUGAUAAGCAACUGCCAGGCGGUCGGGAUGGCUUCAGCACCUUACAGUUCCAUAGAACAUCUGCUGUAGCCGCGGGCAAACAGCGUACAGACAGUCCUGGUCGCAUUCGGUACAUGCUACACUCAGUGCAGAAACUCUUUGCAAAGUCCCAGUCACUGGAGAGCCACCACAUGAAAGGAAACAUCAACGGACGGUCCACAGGUAGCGGCGGUGGCUCUUCGGGCACUGACGACGGAGGGAAGCAUAACCGGAGAGCCAAAAGCAAAGAUCGCGGAACUAAAUCGGAAACAACUACCAAGCGACGACCGCGCUCCAACAUGUCGGGUUACUGGAGCUCCGACGAUUUGGACAGCAGUGACAUGAGCAGCUUCCACAACACCAUGGCAAUGAUGACUAUAGGACGUGCCACUGACCAUGAGAGCCAGAAUAGAUACAUUCAUAGUGGCUACAACACCAUUAGCUCAUCUAAAAGCAGCAAUGACAUGAAGUAUCAGACACUUGCUGGACCUCCAAGUGCUGGAGGAAAUGGACUUGGAGAACCUGGGAAUAUGCUGAUGAAUGAUCAUGAUUACAUGAAAGGAGGGUCCUGGUCUGCGAUGACUAUGGGCCAGCCAAGGCAAGUGAUCCAGAAGGGCUCAGCCACUCUUGAUAGGUCCUUGCUUAAGUCCAAGUCAUGCCAACAGGAACUUACCUGCAACUACCUGCAGGUUGGGCGAAGGGGGGAUUGGAGCAGCUCAUUAGGUCGCAGCGGGGGUGCCAAUGAAAUUCCAUGUCGGCGGAUGCGCAGUGGAAGCUACGUGAAGGCCAUGGCAGACAUGGAGGACAGCGAAGACUCGGAGGGGAGCCCCAAACCCUCGCCAAAGACCGCCGCUCGCCGCCAGAGCUACCUCAGGGCCACACAGCAUUCUCUGAGCGACCAACUACCCCCACGCAACAGAACUCUGGAAUAUUCCGUAUUUCAAGGGGAGCUGGAUGCCCUGUGGUCACCCUUCCACAGUGUUUCCUACCACAACCAACUGGGCAGGUCAAUGAGCAGCUGUCUUCCAUCGCUCAGAGAGCUCGCCAAUAACCGCAGCCUGGACAACCUUGACUGCAUCGGGGGUACAGGCUCACCUGUGCCACAUUGGGAUGAUGAUGACUUCAGACACGCCUGCAGCACUUUGGGAAGACGUAGCUGCAUGGGACAGCUUCGGGACCUGAGUCAUCAUUAUGAGGACCGUAGCUCCGAUUCCACAUUCCGAGAUUCCCGCUCCCAUUCUCAGGACAACCCAGAGCCUCCGGACAUGCCCAUGCCCACUUGCUUCCGCUCCCGCAGUCACAGUUACCUGAGAGCCAUCCAGGCUGGCUGCUCUCAAGAUGACGACGUGACCUCCAUAGACUCAGGCUCGCUCCCGCCAUCUGACAGCACUGUUCGCACCUACGGUAGCAGCACUGACGGCCUUUCUACAAAUUGGAAGACAUGGAAAGAACAGUUUGGCUCUUACCUGAUAGCCACUGGCUUGGACAAAGCUCCAAAGGAGAAACAACUUGCUAUUUUUCUGCACCGUUUGGGGACAGACAGACCACGCAUCAUACCCACACACAAAGUCUCAUGCAUCACCACUUCUAAGAAGGCUGCUCCACCACCCGUGCCACCACGCACCACCUCCAAACCCUACAUCUCCGUGACUGUACAGAGCAGCACAGAGUCUGCCCAGGACAACUACCUGGAGCAAAGGUCCGAGGUCAACAGCCAGUCCAGCCACGCGCAAAGCAACUCUUCCGACAGCCUUGACAGCACCCGCGCCAACAGCCUGGCCCGGGGAUUACCUCGUCCUCCGCACAUCAUCCCCACUCCCAUCGCCAUCCCCAGAGAGCCGCUCGUCCCCACCACCGCCAACGCGUCCACGGAAACAAGCGACUCAAGCGUAGUGCUGCAUGAUUCCAUGAAGUCAGGAUUGAGUAACUCUGCUGACGAGGCGCUUGUGAUCCCAGUGCCCAGACGGAAACUCUCUUCAAUUGGCAUCCAGGUUGACUGUAUACAAGAAGUUCCACGAGAGGAGAGCCCACCACUGGCCAAAUUUCAAUCCAUCGGAGUACAGGUGGAGGACGGGUGGCAGCCCGGUCAUCCUUCUAGCAUGGCCUCCAAACAAGACACAGACUCAGAUAAACAGGAAGUCCCUGUUAUUUCCCACAUUAUUCAGGCCAAACCCACUGAAAAGAAAGUUAUGGUCAGUAGUGGCAGCCAGUCAUUGAGCUCCCCUCCUGAACAGGACUCCUUAGACAACGGGGACACUACCGGUGACACUUCCUCCCCUCCACCUCCCAGGCAGUUCCUCAACCGCUCCACCACACGAAGUAGCUCUUCCUCUUUCUCAGAAAGCCUUGACCCGGCACUGGACCCCUCAUCAUUACCCCCUCCAGAUCCCUGGCUCGAGAGCGGGAAUGGGAGUAGCAGCGUUGCCCCGCAGAGCGUUAGCGGAGGAGGCACACUGUGUCGGAGAGAUGGCCACUGGUUCCUGAAGUUGCUGCAGGCUGAAACUGGACGCAUGGAAGGCUGGUGCCAGCAGAUGGAUCAGGAGACCAAAGAAAAUGAACUCUCAGAGGAAGUGUUGGGUAAGGUCCGCAGUGCAGUGGGAAGUGCCCAGCUCUUAAUGUCCCAGAAGUUCCAGCAGUUCCGGGGAUUGUGUGAACAAAAUCUGAAUGUGAACGCCAAUCCACGGCCCACACCGCAGGACCUGGCUGGUUUCUGGGACCUGCUGCAGCUCUCCAUUGAGGACAUCAGCCUCAAGUUUGAUGAGCUCUACCAUCUCAAGUCCAAUGACUGGCAGCCUGCGCCGUCUGCGGCUGCCCAGUCGCCCCCUGAGCGGAAGGACGAGGAGAAGGAAACGAUUCCAGCGUCAAAGAAGGCUGCUAAAGGACGACCGAUGCUGGGCCGCGAGAAGAGCGCAGACUCGUCUUCUUCAGCUUCAGCAGAGAAGCAAAGGCAAGAGGCCCGCAGGCGUCUGCUGGCGGCAAAGAAGGCCGCUUCUUUCCGCCAGAACUCUGCCACUGAGAGCGCAGACAGCAUUGAAAUCUACGUCCCAGAAGCUCAGACGCGCCUUUGAGGGAGACAGUUUGUGAGAGGAAUUUAAGGUCAGAUCAUAGGACCGAUAAGUGUCGCUGAAAAAUACCUGCAAAUAGGAGAGUGAGGGGGGACACUUUUGCAAUGCAAAUGACAAGAGUGGGGGUAGGAGAGGCCAAAUGCCCCCUUGACUUGAGUGGGGGUCGACUUGUUUGUAGGCUGGUCCUUAGGGCAUCAAACACAUAUAUAUUGAACUUUUGCAUUAUGAAAGCUGCCAAUGAAAACCUGCGGAUUAACUUUGUCAUUAUUUUUACUAAUAUUUAUCAUGAGAAAAAAACAAAUGAUUAACAGUAUUCCUAUCACAAUGUCAAAGUAUAUUUAACGACCGUUUAAAACAUGACUAUACAUUGACUUUAAGAUCUAUUUAGAGGACACAGGUUUUUACUAUUUUGCUUCCCAUUGUUGUCGUCCUCCCCAGACAGGCCAUUUUGUAGCUUUGCACAACACCGCCUUGUGGCCACCACACACACUACACGAUCCCAACUUGCUUACGCUUGUCUUCCUUGUAGUUACUAAGGGUGCAACGGUACAUGUAUUUGUAUUGAACCGUUUCGGUACAUGGUGCUCGGUUCGGAACGGAGGCGUACCGAACGAGUUUCUGACGUAAUGUAACCCUUACCCUAUGUAACCCGAGGCUGUGAGUCGAUCGGGUUACAGUUUCUUUGUGUAGGUAAUAUUUACUCUGUCUUCUCUACUAUAAUGAGGACCAACACGGUAGGACAGUAUAACCCAGAAACGUCAACGGCGCAACAACGUGGGCGUUAAAGUCAAUCAGCCAAUGCACACCAGUCGCAGUGCAGCCGCGUGUUAGACGCGUCCCAGAAGCAGCUCAACACGACGCAUGCGAAAACGGCAUAAUUUAUUAUUUGACGCGAAAUGCGACCCUCCUGCUACUACCGGUAGCUAGGAUCGGGCAGACCGGAAGUCACUCAUGUAAAAAUACGGUGGAUCUGAUCGAUUUUCACACUAAUAUGCAAUCGUAACCCACUUUUUGAGUCCAUCAGAUCUCUUGAGUGGUAGAUCGGGGCACAGUUGACUUGUCUUUGUUGAUUUACUGCUGUCUUCUCUGCUAUACUAAAAACCAACACGGCCCCGUGUUCAAUACAAAACCCUCCUACCACAACAAAACAAGUAGGAACUAAUAUUCACAUAGGAACUAAAGUUAUACAACAUAAAAUAUACAAUAUAAAUGAAUACUACAUCACAUUUGCAAAAUAUAAAUACAUAAUAAAAUAAAUAAUAGCCCAUUUAAAUAAAGUGAAAUAAGCUAAAACACCUGUAAUUAAAUAAUAAGAAUAAUACACAGAUCCUGCUUACAUAAUUAAAUUUAUUAAUUUCUGUGUGGUGCUUUAACUUGAGAAAAUCCACCAAUAAAGCUUUUGAAAACCGUUCAUAAGAUUAAAAAAAAUGAUUCACUGAGGCAUUUCAUUUGUAAAAUACAUGUUAAAAUCUUUGUCAUUGGGAUUGCUUUUCUCUUUAGCACAGGACUUCUUUUUUCCUCUUUCUUUCAGAAAGAAAGCUGACCAAUACGCGGGGUCUGAAAGGCAAAUUGUUGUUGGAUUAUCUUUAAAUACCCGCUACUUUUUGAGCAGAAUUCUAGCUUUGGAAAGGCUAAUGUUCCUAUUGUUGAAAGCACAAAGGUGUGUAAUAAACAACUAGCACAUUUAUAUUUUGCAUUUUGUUUUCUUACUGUACCGAAAAUGAACCGAAUCGUGACCUCAAAACCAAGGUACGUACCGAACCGAGAUUUUUGUGUACCGUUACACCCCUAGUAGUGACUGAUUUGCUGAUUUCAUUUUUCAUUUGUUUUGUUCUGGCUGAUUUUACUGUAGAUGCCAUUUGGAUUUUUUUUUUUAACUGUGAUAUGAAAGCCAUUUCUGAAGGGGUAUUUAUAUAGAUCCGAGUACAUUUUGUCGAUGUCAAAAUGUUUUGUUUUGCUUUUUGUUAUGGAGCAUCGGUAAGAAUAUGAAAAGGUUAGUUCACUCGCGGUUUUCAGCGACCACAUAUCUCCAUGUGAUGGGAAUACUCAAAACAGUACUUGCAGGUUGCAAACUUCAGCAAUAGACAUUUGUCACAGUUCGUUUUUUAGCGUGUGUGUGAUUAAUAUUUUCUUCCAUCUUCAACGCUUUUAGAAGUCAGGCUCAGUAUGCAAAAUAAUAAGUGGCAACACACUUGACAUGUGUUUAGCAGAUUUUGUUUUGUUGUUUUUGGGGAAUUUUUUUGUUCUUGUUUUGUUUUUUUGCUUCGUAAUGCUCGAUCAAAUCCAUCAUAAUUCUGUGCAACUUACCUGCACUUUUUUUAUUGAAAGAAAUCCUAUUUAAUUAAAGUAUCAAAUGCUUUAGCACUUGUGUUGGCAUCAUUUGUUUCAAGUGCUCCAUGCUUGCUAGAAGACCAUGACUCCAAUUUAUGUCACGCAUUUAUUUUAGCAACAAGUAGCGAUAGAAAACGGAUGGGAUGAAAUGAAACAAGCUUGAGAUGUUUUUUGAACUAAGUAUCGCUGCCUGAUAAAUAUAACUUGCGUUUGAGGGGGAAGUUCAGAAUUUUUAACAUGAGGCUUAAUCUUAAAGGUAACAGGGGUUUAAUUCGUCAUUGGAGUUGAUAUCAACAAAUUCCGUGCAGUUAGUUACACUGCUGGCCAAAAAUCUUGGCACCCCUGUAAUUCUGUCAGAUAAUGUUCAAUAUUUCCCAGAAAAUGAUCAUACCUGUCAACCCGAGGCCGUUGGCAAUCUUACAAAUAGUGAUGUAUGCCCUUAGAAAUUGGUGACUAAUAGGUUUGUUCCGAUCAUGUUUUUUUGCUCCCGAUCGUUUUAGUUUGAGUAUCUGCAGAUCCCGAUAUUUCCCGUUCCGAUUGCUUUUUUUUUGCUCCCGAUUCAAUUCCAAUCAUUCCCGAUAAUUUUUCCCGAUCAUAUACAUUUUGGCAAUGCAUUAAGAAAAAAAUGAAUAAAUCUCAGACGAAUAUAUACAUUCAACAUACAGUACAUAAGUACUGUAUUUGUUUAUUAUGACAAUAAAUCCUCAAGAUGGCAUUUACAUUAUUAACAUUCUUUAUGUGAAAGGGAUCCACGGAUAGAAAGACUUGACUUUGUAUAUUGUGACUAAAUAUUGCCAUCUAGUGUAUUUGUUGAGCUUUUAGUAAAUGAUACUGUAGUCAUGCCCAAAUGCAUGAUGGGAAGUGGAACCAUGACUGUGGGUAGUGCUACCAAUUGAUAUACUCUGCGUUGGGAAAUAACAUAAAGUGUUAAGAUAAAGAUCAAUUGCUACCUUGCUUCCCCAUAUUGCUUCCCAUAUUUCUAAUCAUAGGGAGAGGGAUUGUAAGGCUUUAGCCAAUUAAAAAAAGGCUCCAAAGGCUGCCAAAAUUCACUCUACUCAUUUUACGCUGCCUUUUACCUCUCCAUAUAGGUAAAACUUCGCCAUUACAGAUUGAGCGCGACAAUGCGUGAGUGGGUCUUGCAGUGCAUGCAUUUAUUGUGUUAAAUAUUUUAUCAUGACACAUUUUUAAAUAAAUUAAUUGCCGCCGUUAUCGGGAUAUUUUUGAUAACCCUACCUUAAGCCUAAACUAAAGACUCUGGAUGAGUGUAACAUAUUAUGUCUGUAACAUUAAAUACAAUUACAAAAUGAUUUAAUUAAAAAAUAUAUAUAUAUAUUUAAAAAAGGCAUGGCCGAUAUUUUUUUGCCAAUUCCGAUACUUUGAAAAUGACGUGAUCGGACCCGAUCCAUCCCGAUCGAUCGGGACAUCUUUAGUGACUAACCAUACAACUACAACUAAACUUACAACAUAUAGCGUGCAAUAUGAAACAAAAAUAAAACUAGAUUUUUAAAAUAAUAAGAAUUUAUUGGUAAUAUUGUAACAUAUAACCUGGUGCAAUCAAAAAAUAUCUUCAGCUACAUCAUGAUUACUAAAAUUUAACAGUGACUUUUGUUAUAAUUGUAGCACUUUUGGCAAUUUCUCUCAUGUCUUGAUGGCUGCACUUCGGCUCGCAAUUCAGUUUGACUUGAAGGUAGUUCGUUAGUGUGUCUAAUUAUGAAUUAAAAGGGUCAAUUGAUAAAAUUAACUUACCGAUGCAAUCUUUGAGUCAGGGAACAUUUCUUCUGCUAAUUCUGAGAAGUGAUCAGCAAUAGUUGCAGGCAAAUUGUGUUCGGCAACAAAUUGGCAGAAUGAAACCUCCGCUUUCGUCACUUUUUAUUCUGCAGACUUCAUCUUUAUGAUCAGUGUUGUUAAUCAUACUUUUAAAAAGUAAUUAAUUAGUUACUAAUUACUUCUCAUAAAAAGUAAUUGCGUUAGUAACUCGGUUACCUGAAGAUAAGAGUAAUUAGUUACUUAUCAAAUUGACUGGUGUUACUGUUCAUGUUUUUUUUUUUUUUCGUUUAAAAAUAUAUAAAUAAAAACACAGUAACGUUUGCUAUGUUUGGAAAUCGUUUAAUGUUGUGAAUCAACUAUUAAAAUGGUUAAAAUUGCUCCCGUUUUUGCAUUAGUUCCCUUCUGUCUACUUUCGACAUGUUAAAGUUUUGAAACUGUUUCAUCAAGAUUUUGCAGAGUUAGGAAUAUUUUAGAUAAAAAGUUACUAAAGUUUGCUUGGAAGGUUCACUACAACAGAGCCUUUCUGAGAAGUCUACUGCUUCAAAAUGGCGGCUGUUUAUUAACACCGCUGCCUGUCAUUUCGCAUGUAGUUCUAUAAGCAUUUGAUAUCUAGGGGUAGAUUGUAGGCUGUCAGCUACAGUCAGGAAGUAUUGGAGCUACCUAGCCUAGCAUCGCAUUUGCUACAGCGUCACAACACUCUUCUCUCUCAGUGUCUCUGACUUUUCUCGGGUCAUUCAACCAACGUAUUAACGCACAUUGUCUUGUUGCGGAAACGACGACAAAAUCCGAACGGAGGGGAAAAAAAACGUAAUGCACUAAAAACAUACAGAUCUUGAACAUACGGUGUACACAUUAAAAAAAUCUGUGUUCACUUGUACAAAUUACGCCGAAACCCUACAACUUGACAGGUAUGAAUGAUUGCAAUUACAAAUGCUUUGAUAGUAAUAUAUUCAUUUAUUUUGCUUGCGAUGAAAAAUCACAAAAGAGAAUGGGGGGAAAAAAAUAAUAAAUCAUUAUCAUUUUACACAAAACUCUAAAAAUGGGCCGGACAAAAGUAUUGACACCCUUAUGAAAAAUCAUGUGAUGCUUCUCUAAUUUGUGAUUAACAGAACUGUUACUUACCUGUGGCACAUAACAGGUGGUGGCAAUAACUAAAUCACACUUGCAGCCAGUUAAAAUGGAUUAAAGUUGACCUAACCUCUGUCCUGUGUCCUUGUGUGUACCACAUUGAGCAUGGAGAAAAGAAAGAAGACCAAAGAACUGUCUGAGGACUUGAGAAGCAAAAAUGUGAGGACGCAUGUGCAAUCUCAAGGCUACAAGUCCAUCUCCAAACACCUGAAUGUUCCUGUGUCUACCGUGCGCAGUGUCAUCAAUAACUGUAAAGCCCAUAGCACUGUGGCUAAUACUGUGUACGGAAAAGAAAAUUUGAGAGAUUUCAACGAAAGAUUGUGCGGAUGGUGGAUAAAGAACCUCGACUAACAUCCAAACAAGUUCAAGCUGUCCUGCAAUCCGAGGGUACAACAGAGUCAACCCGUACUAUCCAUCGGUGUCUGAAUGAAAAGGGACUCUAUGGUAGGAUGCCCAGGAAGACCCCACUUCUGACGCAGAGACAUAAAAAAGCCAGGCUGGAGUUUGCCAAAAGUUAUGUGAAAAAGCCAAAAACGUUUUGGAAGAAUGUUCUCUGAUCAGAUGAGACAA